This is a messenger RNA of Gorilla gorilla gorilla (western lowland gorilla), 1631 nucleotides long. It is a transcript of the gene SAC3D1, whose product is annotated as SAC3 domain containing 1. Lineage: Eukaryota; Metazoa; Chordata; Mammalia; Primates; Hominidae. The transcript has 2 exons. The record is from RefSeq and is a predicted model, not a curated record. Gene Ontology annotation, cellular component: spindle; centrosome; nucleus. The coding region runs from base 254 to 1111 and encodes 285 amino acids. Gene Ontology annotation, biological process: centrosome duplication; spindle assembly.
ACCACAAAGCGGUUGGUUGCGGCAGGGACUACACCGGUGUAUCAUGGGAGCGGCCCGGGCUACACGUUAAAAACACUAAGGGGAGCGCGCGAAGCUGAACUUGGCGCUCGAUGGGGGCCGUUAGCCGCCCCAGAGCGCGCGGAGCCGCAGAGGCGUAGCUGGACUACAACGCAGUGCAUCUCGGAAGGCCAACUCGACUGGACCGGGUGAGAGGACAGAGGAGGCUCGAUGGGCGGCCCGAAGGCCGGGGAUCAUGGCGGGCAGGCGGGCCCAGCCAGGUUCAGCCCCGCCCCGCCCCGCCGCUCCCCACCCCCGGCUGGCCUCGCGUGCCUUCCCGCAGCACUGCCGUCCCCGGGAUGCUGAGCGCCCACCGUCUUCCCGCAGCCCCCUCAUGCCCGGCUGCGAGCUGCCCGUGGGCACCUGCCCGGACAUGUGCCCGGCCGCCGAGCGCGCCCAGCGCGAAAGGGAGCACCGCCUGCACCGCUUGGAGGUGGUGCCGGGUUGCCGCCAGGACCCGCCCCGCGCCGAUCCGCAGCGCGCGGUGAAGGAGUACAGCCGACCCGCCGCCGGCAAGCCCCGGCCCCCGCCCAGCCAGUUGCGUCCGCCCUCCGUGCUGCUGGCCACCGUGCGCUACCUGGCCGGUGAGGUGGCAGAGAGCGCCGACAUCGCCCGCGCCGAGGUGGCCAGCUUCGUGGCAGACCGCUUGCGAGCUGUGCGCCUGGACCUGGCGCUGCAGGGCGCGGGCGACGCCGAGGCAGCGGUGGUGCUGGAGGCGGCGCUGGCCACGCUGCUGGCCGUAGUGGCGCGGCUCGGCCCUGACGCGGCGCGGGGACCCGCGGACCCGGUGCUGUUGCAGGCCCAGGUGCAGGAGGGCUUCGGCUCGCUGCGGCGCUGCUACGCGCGGGGCGCCGGGCCGCACCCCCGCCAACCCGCCUUCCAGGGCCUCUUUCUGCUCUAUAACCUGGGUGAGUCGGGAUCCUGGCGGCUGGGCAGAGCGUGGGGACAGGAGCCCACCAUGACAGUGGAGGCUCGGUGGAAGCCCUGCAUGAGGUUCUACAGCUGCCUGCUGCCCUGCGCGCCUGCCCGCCCCUCCGCAAGGCCUUGGCGGUAGAUGCUGCCUUCCGAGAGGGCAAUGCUGCCCGCCUGUUCCGUCUGCUCCAGACCCUGCCCUACCUGCCAAGUUGCGCUGUGCAGUGCCAUGUGGGCCAUGCCCGCCGGGAAGCCCUGGCCCGCUUCGCUCGUGCCUUUAGCACCCCCAAGGGCCAGACCUUGCCUCUGGGCUUCAUGGUCAACCUCCUGGCCCUGGAUGGACUCAGGGAAGCACAGGACCUGUGCCAGGCCCACGGGCUGCCCUUGGACGGAGAGGAGAGAGUUGUGUUCCUGAGGGGUCGCUACGUGGAGGAAGGGCUACCGCCUGCCAGUACGUGCAAGGUGUUAGUGGAGAGCAAACUUCGAGGACGUACCCUGGAGGAGGUGGUCAUGGCAGAGGAGGAAGAUGAGGGCGCGGACAGACCUGGGUCCCCAGCCUGAAGAGGGAGCGUGAGCCUCCCAGAGCCCCAGGACUGGGCCAGAGCACUUAGGUUUCUUUUUCCAUGGUUUCCAGAUAAUAAAAGGAACUUGUUUUGUUGGUA